Molecule: messenger RNA, 387 nt
Organism: Erinaceus europaeus (western European hedgehog)
Lineage: Eukaryota; Metazoa; Chordata; Mammalia; Eulipotyphla; Erinaceidae
Product: NHP2-like protein 1
Exons: 1
Coding region: 1-387 (128 amino acids)
Biological process (GO): maturation of SSU-rRNA; mRNA splicing, via spliceosome
Cellular component (GO): small-subunit processome; box C/D methylation guide snoRNP complex; nucleolus
Molecular function (GO): RNA binding
Source: RefSeq, a predicted model, not a curated record
AUGACUGAUGCUGAUGUAAAUCCGAAGGCCUAUCACCUCGCAGAUGCCCACCUUACCAGGAAACUACUGGACCUUGUUCUGCAGUCACGCAACUACAAGCAGCUUCAGAAAGGAGCCAAUGAGGCCACUAAAACUCUCAACAGAGGCAUCUCUGAGUUCACUGUGACAGCUGCAGAUGCUGAGCCCCUGGAAAUUAUCCUGCACCUCCCCCUGCUGUGUGAAAACAAGAACUUGCCCUUUGUGUUUAUGAGCUCCAAGAGGCUUCUAGGAGGAGCCUGUGGGGUCUCCGGGCCUGCCAUUGCUUGUUCUGUAACCAUCAAAGAAGGCUUCCAGCUGAAGCAGCAGGUCCAGUCCAUUCAGCAGUCCACUGAAAGGCUCUUAGUCUAA